AUGGCCGCGCGAUUAGACAGCCCCGAGUUCUCCGACUUUGAAGAACUCGACGUAUCCGAGUCUCCACAAACUCUGCUGACAUCAAACAACCACGCGCCGAGCCAUCUCUCGAAACUUUCAGUCUCCUCGACAGAAGAUGGUCAUCCGCCUUGGCAGGGCCAUAGAGACAAACUGGUUGGUCUCGUUGAUAUGGGAAGCAACGGGAUUCGAUUUUCCAUAACCGACCUCUCCGACCCAUUGGCCCGAAUUCUCAACCCAGUCAUAGUAUACCGUUCGUCAAUCUCCCUGUACGAUGCACAGUUUGAUCCCGAGACUGGGGACCAGAUCCCCAUACCCGAGGAUACCAUACACGCCGUGUGCGAUGCCCUCCAACGCUUCGUGGUAGUAUGCAAGGACUUUGAUGUCCCCGAGGAGCACAUCUACUUUGUGGCCACGGAAGCCACCCGUCUGGCCAAGAACUCGGCUCAACUUCUCCAAUCGAUUAAAGAAGCCACCGGCAAGGAUGUCGAGUUGAUAGAAAAAGAAAUGGAAGGUCAGAUAGGCGCACUGGGCAUUGCCAGUGGCUUCCUGACCAUGGAAGGGCUAGUCAUGGAUCUCGGCGGAGGCAGCACUCAGAUUACCUGGAUUAUCAGUCGGCAGGGCCACAUCAGGACUAGCACAAACGGAAGUUUUAGCUUUCCGUACGGAGCAGCAGCGCUCACCAAAACGCUCGCUGACAUCAGGAAGGGAAAGGAUGAAAAGGAUGCCGAUCACGCAGUGGAGGAACUGCGCAAAGAAAUGGUGCGCAAUUUCACGGAUGCGUACCAUCGGCUUCAGAUUCCCCAGUCAAUGGUGGAGGAGGCUCAAAGAGAAGGGGGGUUCCGAAUCUAUCUCUCUGGAGGCGGCUUCCGAGGUUGGGGUUAUCUACUCCUGUACCUCAACCAGUCCAAAGGACAACACUAUCCCAUAUCAAUCAUCAACGGCUACACUGUGGGAAGAGAGCAGUUUGAAGACACAAAGUCUAUAGAGAAGGCUGCCAGGGCGGCUCGUGAUAUAUUUCGCAUCUCGGAUAGAAGACGCUCUCAAGUCCCUGCUGUCGCUUUUCUGGUCAAUGUGCUUGCUGAAGCGAUCCCUCUUGGCAUCCGGGAAGCUCAUUUCUGCCAGGGUGGUGUGCGGGAGGGAUACCUGUUCAGAGAGCUUCCUGCGUCAAUUCGAAGAGAAGCCCCUCUCGAGGUCAUAACAAGGAAUUUUGCACCGGGAUCCAGGCUACAGAUCCAAGAGCUCAUCAGAGGAGCAAUCCCAAAGACUUCCAAGGAUGGUACCAAGAGAUUUCCGCCGGAAUUUGGCGGCCAUGUUAUAGAGGCCUUUGCCAACGUAAUGUACGUCCACAUGUUCAUGUCUAAAGAGACGGCUUCCACUGCAGCACUUUACUCAACAAGCUCCGGGAUCCUGGCAUCUACGCUUGGCGUGUCUCAUCAAGACCGUGCACGGCUUGCCCUAAUGCUCCAAGCUCGGUAUCGCGGGGAACUGCCGCCUCGGGAGGUCGAAUUCCGAGAUGCUCUCCGGAGCAUCAUCAGCCCAGAGCAAGUCUGGUGGGCCCAAUACCUAGGAAGGGUAGGGUUUGUUAUAACCUGCCUGUAUCCUUCAGGCAAGGUCGACCCCUCCAAUUUGAAAGUUCUCUUCUCCUCGUCGUGGUCGUCAACCCUGGGAAAAAAGGGAACGAAGGAAGGCCUUGUGCUGAACAUUUCUAUACGCAAGGUCAAGCACGACCCGGAGAAGUUGAACAAAGUUGUGAGGGACAACUUGAAAGUAAUCAAGAAGGCAGGGAAGAAGAAGAAUUGGGUUGGUACGGACCAUCCCUGGGGGAUGAAAGUUGAAGUGAGGGUAGCCGAGGAACAAAUAUUGUAG
Metarhizium acridum CQMa 102 is the source of this 1887-nucleotide messenger RNA. Its product is annotated as retrograde regulation protein 2, variant 2. Gene Ontology annotation, biological process: regulation of transcription by RNA polymerase II. NCBI's taxonomy places the organism in Eukaryota, Fungi, Ascomycota, Sordariomycetes, Hypocreales, Clavicipitaceae. The record is from RefSeq and is a predicted model, not a curated record.